CAGUUUUCAGCAGAACAUCAAGAGAAGAGCAACUAGUUACUGAGGAAGGAGAUAGACAAACUGCUGGAGGAAAAUAAUUCAUCUGACAGCAAAGAUGCAGUGGAGUCUGAUUCUGCUCUUCCUGAUGGCUCAGUGUUGCUUCAUUGACUGUCAGCUCUAUCAGUUUCACUACAUUAAAGAGAAUAAAAACUGGACUGAAGCUCAGCAGUACUGCAGAGAGAAACACACUGACCUGGCCACAGUGACUAACAUGAAGGACAUGAAGAGACUCAUCAACAUCUCAGCUGGAGAUCAGAGUGAAGCUUGGAUUGGUCUGAUCAGUAAACCAGAAUUUACCAGAACGUGGUUCUGGUCUCUGCCUGGAGUGGAGUUCAAUGAAAGUGAGACAAACUGGAACAAUAAUGAACCAACUGAUAGAGGAAAUCAAGGAUCUGAGAACUGUGUGGCUAUGUAUCAAGAUCUCACAUGGCUAGAUGACUUGUGCCAGAGGCCUGAAUAUUUCCUCUGCUAUGAUGAAACUAAUAAAACCCAUAAAUAUCACCUGAUUAAAGAGGAGAAGACCUGGCAGAAAGCUCAGAGUUACUGCAGAGAGAAACACACAGACCUGAUCAGUGGAACGAAGCAACUACAGGAUGAAGAAGUGAAGAAAUUGAUGGACUCUGAGUUCAAACACCUAUACAUUGGUCUGUUCAGAGACACCUGGAGGUGGUCAGAUGGAAACAGUUCCUCCUUCAGACACUGGAAUCUACAGUUUAACAAUCCAGAAUCCAACAGUGGUCAAUGUGCCAUGACUGUGUUUGAUGAUGGAGGCAGAUGGAAGAAUAUGAACUGUGAUGAAAGAAAACCCUUCAUCUGUUAUGAUGAUAAAGUGAUCCUGAUCAAAGAAAAUAAAACCUGGGAGGAGGCCUUGACCUACUGCAGAGUGAACCACCAUGACCUGGUCACCAUCACCAACAUGGAUGAUCGGAGAUGGAUCCAGGAGAAAGUCAAGAACGCAUCGACUCCUUUUGUCUGGAUUGGACUGCGUUUCAACUGCAGUAUGAAUGUUUGGUUCUGGGUCUGUAAUAACUGGGCCUGGGAUGAACAGAAUGACUGUAACAUGUUUGGAGUCAUGGAGGCAGGAGGAGAGUAUCGGUGGUUCCAAAGAAACGGCAGCGAGAGAUUUAACUUCAUCUGUUCUUAACUCUCUUCUCUUACUAUCAGCUUUUUUCCCCCUUUGUGCUUCUUUUCAUAAAGUUGCUGGUUUAUACAAAUGUUUAAAAAUGUAGCGCUUUAAUUUUGGCAAGAAAUUACACAUAAUACAGAAUAUUAAAAAUGGCUUUAGGCUUUAAACAUUUUUUUGUGAAAUAUUUUUUAAAUCAAUUUUUUUAGAUUUCCUUUUCUUUAUGAUGUUUCUUGUGUGAAUGGAUUUUUUUUUUCUGGCAAAAUAUGCAGUAGUUGUGAAUGUUUGCUCAUCCCUGAUGAAAUGUUGCUUUGACAUUAAAGAAAGAAAAAAAAAACACUUAAUAAAUCUUGAAAAAAACCCGCAAGACUUUGGUAUUAAGUCUUACACCUGUCAGUUAUCUUGUCAGACAUUUUUGCAUUUCUAUUAUUUAAUUGAACCAAUGGUUUACAGUUUUGGUGAGUCGGACCUUCUUUUCAACAGACUCGAUACCUGAAGCGCAAAACACUUACUAAUACACACACACACACACAUGCGCACACACACACACAAAACAAGUUGCAGGUGUAACUUUAAAGCUCUGACAGCUUUAAACUCUUACAGAAAAUAAAUAAAUUAAAAAAAACAACUUUUUACACUUUAUAGCCCAACAUUUUUUCUUCUUGAUAGAUAGCAAGCUUUUGUGAGUGUCUCAGUCUUUUAAGCUAUUCGGGAUAUUUAAUGGGUUUUGUGCUCUCAAAUAAAAAUAUUUUAAACAAAA
This is a messenger RNA of Xiphophorus hellerii (green swordtail), 1922 nucleotides long. Its product is annotated as C-type mannose receptor 2-like. The coding region runs from base 95 to 1183 and encodes 362 amino acids. NCBI's taxonomy places the organism in Eukaryota, Metazoa, Chordata, Actinopteri, Cyprinodontiformes, Poeciliidae. The transcript has 5 exons. The record is from RefSeq and is a predicted model, not a curated record.